GCAAUGGCUGAAGAUGGCAGUGAGGAGAUCAUGUUUAUCUGGUGUGAAGACUGCAGCCAGUACCAUGACUCAGAGUGUCCUGAACUGGGACCUGUGGUCAUGGUCAAAGACUCCUUUGUGCUGAGCAGGGCAAGGUCCUCCCUCCCCUCUAACCUGGAGAUCAGGCGCCUGGAUGAUGGGGCUGAAGGUGUGUUUGCAGUGACCCAGCUAGUCAAGCGCACACAAUUUGGUCCGUUUGAGUCCAGGAGGGUUGCCAAGUGGGAGAAAGAAUCUGCAUUUCCUCUGAAGGUAUUUCAGAAGGACGGGCAUCCUGUAUGCUUCGACACUUCCAAUGAGGAUGACUGCAACUGGAUGAUGCUAGUGCGACCAGCACUGGAGCCUGGGCACCAGAACCUGACAGCCUACCAGCAUGGCAGUGACGUGUAUUUCACCACCUCAAAGGACAUUCCUGCAGGCACUGAACUGCGUGUGUGGUAUGCUGCCUUUUAUGCCAAGAAGAUGGACAAGCCCAUGCUAAAACAGGCCUGCUCCAGUGUUCAGGCUGCAGGCACCCCUGAGCCCAGUGUCCCUGUGGAGCCUGAGCGUGGCCAGUGGGUGUGUAAGGUGUGCUCCAACACCUUCCUGGAGCUUCAGCUCCUGAACGAACAUCUCUUGGUCCACCUGGAGCAAGCCAAAAGCCUGCCUGCAGGUGGUCAGCAGCAUGAGGCCGCUUCUGAGAAGGAGCCUGAUGCACCCAGGAUGGAACCUCCCACAGCAGCGGAGAGCAAGGGCAUCCAGAGUGUCGUGGUCACCAAAGAGCCAAAGAAAAAGCCUCGAAGGGGGAGGAAACCCAAAGCAUCCAAGGUUGAGCAACCUCUGGUCAUUAUCAAAGACAAGGAGCCUGCAGAGCAUGUGGCAGAGAUCAUAACCGAGAUCCCCCCAGAUGAGCCUGUGAGUGCAACACCAGAUGAACGGAUAAUGGAGUUAGUCUUGGGGAAGCUGGCCACCCCCACAAAUGAAGCCAGCUCAGUGCCAAAGUUCACGCAUCAUCCAAGCAGCACCAUUGCCCUCAAGAGGGGCUUGGUCCUGUCCAGCAGACAUGGUGUCCGGCGGAAGCUUGUUCGUCAGCUGGGUGAGCAUAAACGCAUCCAUCAGUGCGGCACCUGCAGCAAGGUCUUCCAGAACAGCAGCAACUUGAGCCGGCACGUGCGCUCGCACGGUGACAAGCUGUUUAAAUGUGAAGAAUGUUCAAAAUUGUUCAGCCGUAAGGAAAGUCUAAAGCAACAUGUUUCCUACAAGCACAGCCGGAAUGAGGUGGACGGUGAGUACCGCUACCGCUGUGGCAGCUGUGGGAAGACAUUCCGAAUGGAGAGUGCACUGGAGUUCCACAACUGUAGGACAGAUGACAAGACGUUCCAAUGUGAGAUGUGUUUCAGAUUCUUCUCCACCAACAGCAAUCUCUCUAAGCACAAGAAGAAACAUGGGGACAAGAAGUUUGCCUGUGAGGUCUGCAGUAAGAUGUUCUACCGCAAGGAUGUUAUGCUGGACCACCAGAGGCGGCACUUGGACGGUGUGCGGCGGGUAAAGAGAGAAGACUUGGAGGCCAGCGGGGAAAGCCUGGUUCGUUACAAAAAGGAACCUUCUGGAUGCCCAGUGUGUGGCAAGGUGUUCUCUUGCCGGAGCAACAUGAACAAGCACCUGCUGACCCACGGUGACAAGAAGUACACCUGCGAGAUCUGUGGGCGCAAGUUCUUCCGAGUGGACGUACUCAGGGACCACAUCCAUGUCCACUUCAAGGACAUCGCGCUAAUGGAUGACCACCAGCGGGAGGAGUUCAUUGGCAAGAUUGGGAUCUCCUCAGAGGAGAAUGAUGACAACUCUGACGAGAGCGCAGACUCUGAGCCACAUAAGUAUAGCUGCAAGAGGUGCCAGCUCACUUUUGGCCGUGGAAAGGAAUACCUGAAGCACAUCAUGGAGGUACACAAGGAGAAGGGCCACGGCUGCAGCAUUUGCCACCGACGCUUUGCACUCAAGGCUACCUACCAUGCCCACAUGGUCAUCCACCGAGAGAACCUGCCUGACCCCAACGUGCAGAAGUACAUUCAUCCCUGUGAGAUCUGUGGACGGAUAUUCAACAGCAUCGGGAACUUGGAGCGCCACAAACUCAUCCACACAGGUGUGAAAAGCCAUGCCUGUGAGCAGUGUGGAAAGUCCUUUGCCAGGAAGGACAUGCUCAAAGAGCACAUGCGUGUGCAUGACAACAUCCGAGAGUACCUGUGUGCCGAGUGCGGGAAAGGGAUGAAGACCAAGCAUGCACUACGCCACCACAUGAAGCUGCACAAAGGCAUCAAGGAAUAUGAGUGCAAGGAAUGUCACCGCAAGUUUGCACAGAAGGUCAACAUGCUCAAGCACUACAAACGGCACACAGGAAUUAAAGACUUCAUGUGUGAAUUAUGUGGGAAGACAUUCAGUGAGAGGAACACAAUGGAGACACACAAGCUCAUCCACACAGUAGGCAAGCAGUGGACUUGUUCCGUGUGUGACAAGAAGUACGUCACGGAGUACAUGCUUCAGAAACACGUCCAGCUCACCCAUGACAAGGUGGAAGCACAGAGCUGCCAGCUGUGUGGCACCAAAGUAUCCACUCGGGCCUCCAUGAGCAGACACAUGCGGCGCAAGCAUCCCGAGGUCCUCGCUGUUCGGAUUGAUGAUCUAGACCACCUCCCUGAGACCACCACCAUCGAUGCAUCUUCCAUUGGCAUUGUCCAGCCUGCGCUGGGCCUGGAGCAGGAGGAACUGGCGGAAGGUAAGCAUGGAAAGGCUGCCAAACGCAGCCACAAGAGAAAGCAGAAGCCAGAGGAGGAGGCAGGGGCUCCAGUGCCCGAGGACACCACCUUCAGCGAAUACCCGGAAAAGGAGCCAGAGUUCACAGGCAGUGUGGGUGAUGAGACAAACUCUGCUGUACAGAGUAUCCAACAGGUGGUGGUGACCCUAGGGGACCCCAAUGUGACUGCUCCAUCAAGCUCGGUUGGCCUAACCAACAUCACCGUGACCCCCAUCACCACUGCAGCUGGGACUCAGUUUACCAAUUUACAGCCAGUGGCUGUUGGACAUCUUACCAACCCUGAACGCCAGCUACAGCUAGAUAACUCCAUCCUGACUGUGACCUUCGACACUGUCAGUGGUUCAGCCAUGUUGCACAACCGGCAAAACGAUGUCCAGAUCCACCCACAGCCAGAAGCCACAAACCCUCAGUCAGUGGCCCACUUUAUCAACCUCACCACACUGGUAAACUCCAUCACACCCUUGGGGAACCAACUCAGUGAGCAGCACCCACUCACCUGGCGAGCAGUGCCCCAGACAGAUGUGCUGCAGCCACCACAGGCCCCUGCAGCACCACAGCAGGCGGUACAACCGCAGGUCCAGAGUGAGCAGCAGCAGAUGUACAGCUACUGAUCUGUGGCUGCAGGACAGGCGGAGCUGCAGCAGGGGGCUCUGAGGUCUUGAGGUAUUUGCUGAAUACCAAACAGGAAGAGUGUGCACAUGUCAGGAUCACUGAGAUUAGCAUUACCGAGUUAUCUAUCAGUUUAGCUGGUGACAUGGCCUUUGGCAAGCAGGAGCUUCCACCAUGUGUUUCCCCAAGGUGACGCAGCCUGGCCAGACCACAGUGUCACCCUCAGAGGUCUGUAAUUGUCAUGGGGCUCAGGGACACAGAUAGCAGGAUUCUAGAAGCAGGCGUGAUAUCCCAAGGACCAGGGAGAUUUGAUCUGUUUUCUUUAGCACUCCAAUGACGAUACUGAAAUAUGGCUAGCCUUCUCAGGCAACACAUAGAAGCAAACCCAGGUUUCUCCUUGCUCCUGAAUUCACAAGCAGGGAGAAGUUAAGUAACUCUACUUCUGAAGUCUCAGUUCAUAUGUCACAGAGCUGUAGCCUGAGGCCUUCUGUGAAAAAUAUCAUGAGGCCCCCAGCUCAGGCACAAAAGAUAUCUUGGGAACAUCUAUAGAUUGAUUUUUAUGAACAGUCUGUUUUAUUUCAUAACCACGUUGUGU
Messenger RNA from Grammomys surdaster, 4028 nucleotides. It is a transcript of the gene Prdm15, whose product is annotated as PR/SET domain 15. Gene Ontology annotation, molecular function: RNA polymerase II cis-regulatory region sequence-specific DNA binding; histone deacetylase binding; DNA-binding transcription factor activity. The coding region runs from base 4 to 3435 and encodes 1143 amino acids. The transcript has 23 exons. The record is from RefSeq and is a predicted model, not a curated record. Gene Ontology annotation, cellular component: nucleus; cytoplasm. Lineage: Eukaryota; Metazoa; Chordata; Mammalia; Rodentia; Muridae. Gene Ontology annotation, biological process: regulation of transcription by RNA polymerase II; cell fate commitment.